Messenger RNA from Cephus cinctus (wheat stem sawfly), 2679 nucleotides. RefSeq names its product neprilysin-4. The transcript is spliced from 18 exons. Gene Ontology annotation, biological process: protein processing. NCBI's taxonomy places the organism in Eukaryota, Metazoa, Arthropoda, Insecta, Hymenoptera, Cephidae. The record is from RefSeq and is a predicted model, not a curated record. Bases 321 to 2594 code for a protein of 757 amino acids. Gene Ontology annotation, cellular component: plasma membrane. Gene Ontology annotation, molecular function: metalloendopeptidase activity.
UGUAGCAACUGUACAAAUUUCGUAGGGAAGACUCGAAGGUUGUAUCAUGUAAGUAAAUACUUAUUACUCAUCGUGUAUUAUACAUAUAAUAUUAUUAUUUGUUUAAUUAUUAUAACUUGUCAAAUUCUAUUAAUCUGUGAUGGAUGUUAACAAUGGGAAAUUUAAAUAACCGACUGUUUCGCGAAGAAACAGUUUCAGGGUUACCGGAUGAGAACGUUGUUGGUCGAGCGUCAUCGUCGUCACAAACUUGAAAAAUCACCGACAAGCUCGUCCGUUCACUUCAGUACGUUAUUGUUCUUCGAAGAACUCGCUCCUGGAAAAUGUGCACGGAAAUGUUAUUAUUACACGCAAUAAUCGUCCUCGGGGCGUUUAUCACGGGUUCCACGACAAAUUCACAUCCAUGGAUAGUAGAAAAGAUACCUGAUGACCUCCCGUGGAUUUUUGGAAAAUUUCGAACAAAAAAUCUCUCUCAAGAAAUGGGGAAUGCCAAAGUCUGUCAAACGGAAGACUGUCGACUUACUGGCCAGAAAUUUCUUCGGAGUCUCAAUAAGUCCGUUGAUCCUUGCGAAGAUUUUUACGAAUAUGCUUGCGGCGGAUGGCGUGCAAAUAAUCCCAUACCAGCCACUGAACCCAGCUGGGAUCAAUUCAGAAUAGUUGAAGAAAUGAAUGAAGAGCGUAUACGAGGAAUUCUAGAAGAACCAAAAAUGGACAGCGAUAUUCUACCGGUACGGGCCGCCAAGCAAUUAUAUAAAUCGUGCAUGAAUUUAGACGCCAUUGAGAAAAGUGGUAUAAAACCGCUGGAAAUCAUUCUGGAAGAAAAUGGUGGCUGGCCGAUGGUUAUGAGAGCAUGGGAAUGGAACAGCAACAGGAUAUCCUGGCAGCAGAUUCAGGACAAUUAUUCGCGAUUAAGCGAAGAGGCAACUUUAUACAGUUUGGCAGUAUCGACAGAUUUAAAGAAUGCCAACGUACAUUUGUUAACGCUGGACCAGCCGGAUUUUACAUUACCGCGAUCAAUGCUGGUCGAACGUGAACAGUAUCAAGAACAAAUUAUGGCUUACGCUAAAUAUAUAGAGGAAGUGGCAGUAGCAUUUGCUGAAUCCAGACGUUUGGAUGUGAAUUCAAAAGCAAUAUCCGAGGACGUUGCUGAUGUGAUUAAUUUUGAGAUCGAAUUAGCUAAGAUCGCGUCUCCUGACGAAAUGAGGCGAGACGUGGAUCGCAUGUAUAAUCACAUUACUAUUCGUAGACUACAAAAAUGGUACAACAAAGCACUGCCUAAGAGUAGAAAAGCAAAGAUAAACUGGCUGAAGACAAUACAAAAUUUAUUUACCGAGGCCAACAUUCAAGUGGAAAUUACAGAGAAGAUUUUAGUUAUCGAAAUGGAAUAUAUUUUUAAGCUUGUUAAUGUACUUGAAAAAACUUCAGAAAGAACAAUCGUCAAUUAUCUGCACUGGAGAUUCGUGAGCAACAUGCUGUCCUACACAAAUGAGAAAAUGAGGAACAUCAACUUUGCAGUGAUCAAGAAUUUUUCCGGAAUCAUUGAACAGAAACCACGGUGGCAGACGUGUGUUUCUGAAAAUCAGUUGAGCCAUGCCGUGUCAUAUCAGUUUGUACAAAAAUAUUUUCCGGAAGAGUCGAAAAGGACUGCUAUGGAGAUGGUUAAAGAGAUUGAAGAUGAACUCGACAUUCAAAUUUCGCGCUCCGAUUGGAUGGAUAACGAGACUAAAUCUGCGGCUAAGGAAAAACUUAGAAGUAUGACGGAAUUUAUUGGGUUUCCUGAUUGGUACAAGAAUGUUUCAGCAAUUUUGCAUUAUUACAAGGGCAUGAAAGUGGGACCGUCCUACUUUGAUAAUGUAUUGAAUUACAUAAAGUUCUCAUUGAGGAAAAGUUUGAGGAAUCUAAGGGAACCGGUUGACAAGACUGAGUGGACCGUAGCACCUAUUACGGUGAAUGCAUUUUAUAAAUUCAGUGGCAAUUCUUUGACAUUCCCAGCGGCGAUUCUUCAAAUUCCAUUCUUCAGUGCAUCUCAGCCCAACGCUAUUAAUUAUGGAUCGAUCGGAUCCGUGAUCGGCCAUGAGAUAUCGCACGGCUUUGACGAUAUCGGACGUCAAUUUGACAAAAACGGAAAUGCAAUUCAAUGGUGGUCAGAUGCAACUAUAAAAGCCUAUAACGAAAGAGCCGAGUGCUUUGUUGAUCAAUUUAACAAAUACCAAAUAAAAGAGCUCCAAAAAGUGAACGAUACAAUUUUUGCGAACGGUGAACUGACUCAAGGUGAAAAUAUUGCUGACACCACAGGACUUCAAGCUGUUUAUGAGGCUUAUCAAACAAAAUUGGCAGCUGACGGAAUAACAGAGGAUAGACUUCCAGGACUGGAGGAUUUCAAUAAUCAACAAAUCUUUUUUUUGUCCUAUGCUAACACCUGGUGCGAAUCCAUCAGGCCGGAACUUCUUUUGUAUUCUGUGAAGACUGACACACACAGUACAAGUCGACUCAGGGUGAUUGGAUCGGUAUCGAAUACGCAAGGAUUCAGCGAGGCAUUUCAAUGUCCUAGAGGAAGUCGAAUGAAUCCUGAGAAUAGGUGUAAUCUUUGGCAAUGAUAAAAACAAUGUAAAAGUUGACAGGAUUUGAUAGAUAUUGGAUUUGUUAGUUAAUACAAUUAAAAAUAGAUUUUUAUACUACUUA